CGCAUGCGCAGUACACAGUGACGUUCAGCGCAGCGUUGUCUGGGCUCGGCGGAUCUGCUGCUUGUUUACGGGAGCUGUGAGCUGUUAUCCAGCGCUAGCCGGCCUGUUUUAGCUCCAGCCGCGACCCACAGGAUUAUUCUGGCGGUCAGUCGGCAGUUAUGAGCGGCCACGAAGCGCUGGAGCUGUUUUAAACGGAACAUGUUUGUGAGGGAGCUUCGCUAGUGGACAGUCCCCGGAUGUCAGGAUGAACUGGAUUUUCCCGCUGUCCAAGGGCUCUGGAGCUGUUCCGCCUCCUAUCAACAGCUUACAGAAACAGAGGCAGCGGCAGAUCGAGUCUCUGAAAGCUGCUCACUCCAAUAUUGCAGAAAUCCAGAAAGAUGUGGAGUACAGAAUUCAUUUUACAGUCAACAAUUCCACCAUCAGUGUCAACAUUUUGCUUCCACCACAGUUCCCUCAAGAAAAGCCGGUUGUCAGUGUGUAUCCGCCAGUGGGGCAUCAUUUAGUGGAUAGCAACAAUGGAACCGUGGUCACCAGCCCCCUCAUUACGAAUUUUGGAAUGCACUCAGACCUAGGAAAAGUAAUCCAGAGCUUGCUGGAUGAGUUCUGGAAGAGUCCACCCGCUCUGAUGCCUGGAGCACCCUCUUUUCCUUUUAUGUACAAGCCGUCUGGGAUGCCCCCAUAUCCUGCACAGAACUUUCAUUUUGUCCCUGCCUUCCCGGCGCAAGACGGCCAACGGCCCAUGGUUCCCUCCCCAGUACCACCAUCCUCAGGUGUGGAGCUUCAGCAGUCCCAGCCACGCCCACCAGCACCAACUUAUGGGCUCAUCACGGACCUUCCACUACCUGUCCCCACCUCUGAUUCACAGACAGGACUAAACGGGCACAUUUACAAGAUGCCCGAAAUCCCAGAAUCAUUUCCAGGACUUUCAGAGAUAAGUGUGUCCCAGCUGAAAGAUAUGAAUGAUAAAGACGAUGUGCUUUUAGAGUUCUUUGCGUCUCUUCCUCAACUCAAGCAGGUCUCGUCUGAUAAAGAGGAUCUGGUCAACAGUAUUGUUGCCAUGGCCAAAAAAAAUCUGCAUCUGGAGCCUCAGCUGGAGGGCAAAAGACAGGAAAUGCUUUUCAAAUUUGAUCAGCUGACCCAAAUGAAGUCAGCAUUCCAGACAAAGAUGCAGAGACAGCACGAGCUCAGUGAGAGCUGCAGCCUGAGUGCCCUGCAGGCCAGGUUAAAGGUCGCAGCCCACCAGGCUGAAGAGGAGUCAGAGGAGACGGCCGAGAGCUUUCUGGAGGGAAAGACGGAUAUCGACGAUUUUCUCACCAGCUUCAUGGAGAAGAGAACGCUUUGCCACAGCAGAAGAGCAAAAGAAGAAAAGCUUCAGCAAGCCAUCAACUCUCAUGGGCAGUUCCCCUCUGGACACUAGAGCCGGCUUGCCACUGCCCUAGGUUUGGGAACGGUCCUCCAGCAGAACAUUUGCCUUCACAAGAAUCCCAGAAGUCCUACUGUCAGAGCAAAGCCAGAACCUUGUGAAACUUGAGUUCUUGAACUUGUGGCCGGAUGACCAAUGAGGACCCGGCAGCGCCGAUUCAGGACUUCUAGAACUGGAGUUUGCGACAGCUUGCGUUCUACAACUCCUGUGACCUUUUAGACUUUAAACUUGCCCUAUUUGACAGUAGUCGGAAGAGUGGAAGAUUGUUCUCUGAAACUAGACAGCCUUUCAAGCUCCUAUUAGUACACAGUUUCUCUUUGGGAUGGGUUUCUUUUAGGGAUGGGACUUCUCUACGCACUUGAAGACGAAUUUGAAUUGUGUUGAUGCUGCCAGAUAAUUCACAACAACAAAAAAAAACAAAUACUGUAUUUAAUAAUGUUGAUAAUAGGCUUUAUUAUAAUAAGACAUUGUAUUAUAUGUUUAUUUAAUUUGAUAGAUUAAUAAAACAUUUAGAAUAA
Molecule: messenger RNA, 1941 nt
Organism: Astyanax mexicanus (Mexican tetra)
Lineage: Eukaryota; Metazoa; Chordata; Actinopteri; Characiformes; Acestrorhamphidae
Gene: vps37a
Product: VPS37A subunit of ESCRT-I
Exons: 13
Coding region: 245-1417 (390 amino acids)
Biological process (GO): ubiquitin-dependent protein catabolic process via the multivesicular body sorting pathway; protein targeting to vacuole; protein targeting to membrane
Cellular component (GO): ESCRT I complex
Source: RefSeq, a predicted model, not a curated record